AUGUGGCCCAUCACGGUCAUUUCUGUGGUCUGUCUGCUGGUCAGUCCAUGCCUAGCUGGAAUAAAAGACCUCAGCUCUCACUUCGCUGACCCCACCCCAGACCCUAACCCAGACCCCAGAGGCUUAGACCAUGGGGGGGGUACAGAUAUGGAGGCCAUCCCUUUGGACUUCCACACAGAAAACACCGUCACUAAUGACCUGGUGUUUGACGGUUUUGAGGACGAAGACUACAUAGACUUUGACACAAUCCUGGCUGGAGGCGGUGAUGACUACACUGAUGGUGAUACAAUAGAUGAGAUUGCCACACCAGAACCUGAUAUUGACAUCUUUGCUGAGCCCUCAGACCCAAAAAUUCGUCGUGCCAGACUGUUGCGACUGUUCCACGGUCGGUCUCGCCUUCAGCGCCUAAAUAUUGUCAACGCCAAUUUUGGUUUUAACCUCUAUCGAAGUAUCCGUAAUGAUGUCAACCAGACAGACAACAUCCUGCUGGCACCAGCGGGCAUGUCCAUCGCAAUGGGGAUGAUGUCUUUAGGAGCAGGACCUGGAACCCAUGAGCAGAUCUACAAUUCUUUGGGAUUUGCUGAAUUUGUCAACGCUAGCCAUCACUAUGACAACACGACAGUGCAUAAGCUCUUCAGGAAACUGACACAUAGGCUUUUUCGGAGAAAAUUUGGUUAUACUCUGCGCUCUGUUAAUGACGUCUAUUUAAAGAAGGAUGUGACAGUGAAAGAUACUUUCCGUACCGAGACGAAGGCUUAUUAUUUUGCAGAGCCACAGUCAGUGGAUUUCAGGGACCCUGCCUUUUUGAACAAAGCCAACCGUCGCAUCUUGAAGCUGACCAAAGGACUGAUCAGAGAACCACUUAAGAGUGUGGACCCAAAUAUGGUUCUUAUGCUCCUCAACUACCUGUACUUUAAAGGUACAUGGGAGCAGAAAUUCCCCAAAGAAAUGACUUACUACCGCAACUUCCGUAUCAAUGAAAAGACAAAUGUUCGGGUGCCGAUGAUGACCAACAAAGGAAACUACAUGGCUGCUGCUGACCAUGAAUUAGACUGUGACAUCCUACAACUCCCAUACACAGGAAACAUCAGUAUGCUCAUAGCAUUGCCAAGGAAGAUCACUGGCAUGAGAACCUUGGAGCAAGAGAUCUCUUCGACUGUUGUCAACAAGUGGCUGAAGAACAUGACCAACAGGACCCGCGAAGUAGUUGUACCUCGCUUUAAACUGGAGCAAAACUAUGACCUGAUUGAGAAUCUGAAGGAGAUGGGCCUGACUGACUUGUUUCGGGACAGUGGAGACUUCUCUGGAAUGGCUUCUGAAAAGGUCGUCAUAAACUGGCUGAAACAUCAAGGAACCAUCACUGUGAAUGAGGAGGGCACAGAGGCUGCUGCUCUGACCCAAGUGGGCUUCAUGCCCCUUUCCUCUCAGAUCCGCUUCGUUGUGGACCAUCCCUUCCUCUUCUUGAUCUACGAGCACCGCACAGACUGCCUUGUAUUCAUGGGUCGGGUUGCAAACCCUUCAAAGAACUGA
This is a messenger RNA of Sphaeramia orbicularis (orbiculate cardinalfish), 1530 nucleotides long. RefSeq names its product serpin peptidase inhibitor, clade D (heparin cofactor), member 1 (gene serpind1). Bases 1 to 1530 code for a protein of 509 amino acids. Gene Ontology annotation, biological process: blood coagulation; negative regulation of endopeptidase activity. The record is from RefSeq and is a predicted model, not a curated record. The transcript has 6 exons. Gene Ontology annotation, molecular function: serine-type endopeptidase inhibitor activity. Lineage: Eukaryota; Metazoa; Chordata; Actinopteri; Kurtiformes; Apogonidae.